Messenger RNA from Rhopilema esculentum, 3382 nucleotides. Its product is annotated as sodium/mannose cotransporter SLC5A10. Gene Ontology annotation, molecular function: D-glucose:sodium symporter activity. Gene Ontology annotation, biological process: transmembrane transport. NCBI's taxonomy places the organism in Eukaryota, Metazoa, Cnidaria, Scyphozoa, Rhizostomeae, Rhizostomatidae. Gene Ontology annotation, cellular component: plasma membrane. The record is from RefSeq and is a predicted model, not a curated record.
GCUGCAGUUGCCGAUUCUGAAAUCUGUUGUCUUUUGGGUGCUCGGGUGGCAGUUCCUUUUUCAGUUGGUAAUCAACACGUGAAAAGUAACGGAGAGAGCCGAGAAAACGGCUUAAAAAUGACUAAAUUUGAGCCAAAAGUUGGAGCCUAUGACUGGGUGGCAAUCGGAUGUUAUUUCUGUCUUUGUAUUGGGCUUGGGAUAUGGUCAAAGUUUUGGAAACAGGGCAAAAAGGAGGAGACAGCAGAAUCAUAUUUCUUGGCUGGAAGGUCCAUGUUAUGGUGGGCUGUUGGUGGCAGCUUGUUUGCAAGUAAUAUUGGUAGUGAGCAUUUCAUUGGCCUAGCUGGCUCAGGGGCAGCAACAGGAAUUGGUGUUGUGGCAUACGAAUGGCAAGCAUCAUGGAUUCUGCUUCUUCUCGGCUUCUUCUUCGUGCCUGUUUAUCUGAGAUCAAAAAUUUUCACCAUGCCUGAGUAUUUGAAGAAGCGUUUUCAGAGCAAAUACAUGCGUGCUUAUAUGACCAUUGUGUCGUUACUCAGCUACGUGACGACCAAAAUUUCUGUUGACAUGUAUGCCGGGGGUGUGUUCAUGAAAGAGGCAAUGGGCUGGAACAUCUACGUGUCCUCGGCUGUUAUUCUUGCUAUUACUGCGAUCUAUACGUUACUUGGUGGACUUACUGCUGUCAUCUAUACUGAUGUUCUCCAAUGUACCAUCAUGAUUUGUGGUGCCAUCGCACUCUCUAUUGUCGGUUUCUCAAAAAUUGGUGGAAUCAGUGCUUUGUGGGAGCAAUACCCAAACGCAGUCGGCAGGCCCUACGCACUUUUGAAAGCCACAACCGCGCCAGCAGUCAACAAAACACUCAAUGCGACCAUUUCAACGCUAGCUGUGACAACUGCUGCCGGGUUCACUAGCUUCACCAAAAACAUGUCAACAGCCACGAAUUCCACAAUUGCUGGUUGCUAUAAAGUCGACCCACACUGGGGGCACAUGUUUAGGCCCAUUGAUGAUAGUGAAUUCCCUUGGAUUGGGAUUUGGUUUUCGUUACCAGUUACUGGAAUCUGGUACUGGUGCACGGAUCAGGUUAUUGUACAACGUACCCUUGGCGCCAAAAACAUUGCUCACGCACGUGGUGGAACGAUUUUAGCGGGCUUUUUAAAGAUAUUGCCAAUGUACAUUAUGGUUAUGCCUGGCAUGAUAAGCAGAGUGUUGUACAAAGAUGAUAUUGGAUGUGGGGAUCCUGAAGCUUGUUAUGCUUAUUGCCAGAAUAAGUAUGGAUGUUCAAACAGUGCCUAUCCAAGGCUGGUCCUGGACAUUCUACCAGCCGGUGCAGUUGGUUUGAUGUUGGCGGUUAUGAUGGCCGCCCUUAUGUCCUCGUUAUCGUCCGCAUUCAACAGCUCCAGUACGAUUUUUACUAUGGAUAUAUGGAAGCUUUUUAGGCCAAGAGCAUCGCAGAAAGAGCAGUUGAUUGUUGGUCGAGUUGUUGUUAUCUGUCUCGUCGUCAUUGGGCUUCUCUGGAUUCCUGUUGUUUCAAGCGGUCAUGGUGGACAACUUUUUAAAUAUCUUCAGACUAUUCAAUCAUACCUUGCACCGCCUGCCUGUGCUGUGUUUAUCAUCGGAAUGUUAUGGCCUGGCCUCACCGAAGUUGGCGCAUUUUCAAGCAUGAUAUUCGGUCUCAUUCUUGGUGUGUCUCGCCUCGUUAUGGAUGUCGUUUAUCCACAGCCUCACUGUGGAGAAAUUGAUGAUCGCCCCGGUUUUGUCAAAUUGCACUUCAUGUAUUAUGCAAUCAUUAUCUUCGUCUGCUGUAUUGUUAUAAUGGUCGUUCUUAGCCUCUUUACCAAAGCCGUUCCUUUGGAAGCACUAGGCGCUUUGACGUGGCCAACACUUAACAAACCUCGUUAUCGUGGUGGAAAAUCAACCGCAGAAUAUGUCGUUAAUGCGGACAUAGGUGGACUGGAGAUGAAGAAUGCUUAUGGGUCACCGGGUGAAGAAAAAUUACAAAUGUCGGUGGAUUCCGUUAUCAAUUCAAAGGCCGUAUUAACCGACAACGAAUCAAAAAUGGCCACCGUAGAAGAGAAAUAUGACAGGGAACAAGAGCUCAGAGAAAUUGAAGAAUUUGAGGACCAGAAUACUGUCACCAAAUGGUCACUUAGAGUGCUGGCAAUAUUGCUGUUAUGCUGUCUUGUCUUCCUCUGGAUCUACUACCGCUAACAUCCGUAUCUUGAUUCCCAAGAGGUUUUGCUUUUGCUAUGCUGACAUGUUCUCGUGGCUUUCUUUUUGGGUGUUGUCGAUAAUUGUUAUCUGUUUAAAUACGAAACUCUGACAGCUUUUCCCCCUUCAUUAAACGUCUUACACAUUAUACUAUCUAUAUUAUUAUUCAACAUAGAUUUCACUGAGUUCUGCAUAAGAUAGUUUGGCACCUAUAAUUUGAUCAACUGUGCUUUUAGCCUAUUCAAAGCUUUAGUUUAGUAAAAUUACAUCUAUAUAUAUUUUUCAGUUAACCUUUAUAUAUCUAGGGCAUGGACUUUAUUUUUAUGGGUUACCUCUUCUGCGAUCUGUUAUAACCUGCCCAAGAUUACGUUAUAACCUGCCCAACGUGCUUAGUUUUUCGCUACCCAUGAUGUAAAACACUUGAAAUAAUCUGUCAAAUUUUUCUUUUACGUGGGUUGUGAUUUUCGUUUGUUGUCCCUUCUAUAUAUUUUAUCCUCAACAAACGGUUGUGUCCAUUGUGAUGGCAAAUCAAGGAAAUUCCUUCCAAAUUUCAAGUGGGAUGACGUCACUACUUUACUUCCACAAAUCCACCAGUAGAGUUUCUGCAGAAAAGUUUAAAAUAAUUUUAAACCUUGUUUACAACCAGUUGCUUACAUCAAUUUGUCCUUUUUUCUUCCGUCCAUUUCCAUUAUUUGUUGACGCAGCGAAUAACGACCUGUCUGUGAAGGGCUGAACUACACACAAGGACUACGGAGCAUGUUAUCAAUUGUGUGGGCAAAUCAAUUUUUGGGGCUGAACAUGCUAAAAGCCAAGAGCAGGCGAUCUUUAGUAUCGUUUUAAGUACAUUUUGAAUAGGGGAAGCCCCCCACGGUCCCCCUGCGCCUGCGAUCCUUGAAGGCCCCCACAGUCCCCCCUGCGCCUGCGAUCCUUGACCAAACAUACAAAUGCACAUAGUCAAAGUUAAAUUCUAAUCCAUUUCGACCCAUCUAAAUACUUUUAAGCUAAAAAUUAUCAGAUUGGCUUCAAAAUGUAAAAAAUGUAAGUUUGUGAUUCUGAUUAAUUAGCGAUUUAUUUGUGAUUUUUUUAAAAAUUCAACUAGUGAUCUUUGUAAUCUAUUUUGUAAUGGACAUUGUGAUUGGGUAGAUGAAAAUGUUGAAUGUUGAAUUAUCUUGUCUGAAGA